AUGAACAACGACUUUGACGCAGUGUGUGGUGCCGCUCUGCUCAGCAGGCCGGCUGCGCGGGAAAGUCGAGAAAUGUCAAAAAAUAAUAUAGUCCCGCGUACGACUGCAUGCCUGGCCUUGUUACAAGUAUUCCUGUAUGAGGAGGUGACAGUAUCAGGGCUUACAACAAUUACAUCGGUUAUGCAAGUGGUGCACAGUGCACCCAAGGAAGGUAUUAGGGACGUGGUCGUUGACACCAGUCGAGCGAAUGAAAAUGGAGAGCGCAGGGCGCUAUUACUCUGCGAGGAUUAUCCGGUGGGCAGCGUGAACGAGCGCGACGCGUACGGCUACGGGUACGGCGGCGGGGGCGGCGGCGCGCACCACUUCGCCGCUCCGGCGCCGCCGCCCCUCCCGCACGACGAGCUCCCCUACUCGGUGUUCGACUUCGGCGACUACCAGCGGCAUCACCACCACAACAAGCUCAAGCCCAAGAAGAGGCCGCGCACCGACGCACCUCCCACGCCCGGCGUGAAGCGCAAGAGCCGCGAGGGCUCCACCACGUACCUUUGGGAGUUCCUCCUCAAGCUGCUGCAGGACAGGGAGUACUGCCCGCGCUUCAUCAAGUGGACAAACCGCGAGAAAGGCGUGUUUAAGCUGGUGGACUCGAAGGCGGUGUCGAGGCUGUGGGGGCUUCACAAGAACAAGCCCGACAUGAACUACGAGACGAUGGGGCGCGCGCUGCGCUACUACUACCAGCGCGGCAUCCUGGCCAAGGUGGACGGCCAGCGGCUCGUGUACCAGUUCGUGGACGUGCCCAAGGACAUCGUCGAGAUCGACUGCUCGCUGGCGUAG
Molecule: messenger RNA, 831 nt
Organism: Spodoptera exigua (beet armyworm)
Lineage: Eukaryota; Metazoa; Arthropoda; Insecta; Lepidoptera; Noctuidae
Source: the annotation of a GenBank genome assembly